GAUCUCACCAGGAGACACAGAGCUUGCCUGACUGCCCAUCUCCAUGCUCAGACAUACUGACCUACAGCUUAAAUGAUUAACACCGUGAAUGGACAAGGUAUCCCAUGGAUCGAUUUCUUACCCUGUGAACACCAUUCAUUUCAGAAGCUCUGCUUCUGCUGCAACGAGACAUGUCACUCAGCGUCUUGAGUAGGAAAGAAAAAGAGAAGGUCAUCCGUAGACUCUUAAUCCAGGCUCCUCCUGGGGAAUUUGUGAAUGCCUUUGAUGAUCUCUGUCUGCUUAUCCGUGAUGAGAAGCUCAUGCACCAUCAGGGUGAGUGUGCGGGUCAUCAGCACUGCCAAAAAUACUGUGUGCCACUCUGCAUCGAUGGCAACCCGGUCCUCCUGUCUCACCACAAUGUGAUGGGUGACUUCCGGUUCUUUGACUAUCAGAGCAAACUUUCUUUCAGGUUUGACCUGCUCCAGAAUCAGCUGAGAGACAUCCAAAGCCAUGGAAUCAUUCGUAAUGAGACCGAGUACCUGAGAUCUGUUGUUCUGUGUGCCCUAAAACUUUAUGUGAACGAUCACUACCCAAAUGGAAAUUGCAAUGUGCUGAGAAAAACAGUCAAAACUAAAGAAUUCUUAAUAGCUUGCAUCGAAGACCACAGCUAUGACAAUGGAGAUUGUUGGAAUGGCCUUUGGAAAUCUAAAUGGAUCUUCCAGGUAAACCCAUUUUUAACCCAAGUAACAGGAAGGAUUUUCGUGCAAGCUCACUUCUUCAGGUGUGUCAACCUUCAUGUUGAAAUCUCCAAGGACCUGAAGGAAAGCUUGGAGGUGGUCAAUCAAGCCCAGUUGGCUCUCAGCUUUGCAAGGCUUGUGGAAGAACAAGAGAAUAAGUUUCAAGCUUCCGUCUUAGAAGAAUUGCAGGAGCUGUCAAACGAAGCCCUGAGAAAGAUACUGCGGAGGGACCUUCCAGUAACCCGCACUUUGAUCGACUGGCAGAGGAUCCUCUCUGACUUGAACCUGGUGAUGUACCCCAAGUUAGGGUACGUCAUUUACUCCAGAAGUGUGUUGUGCAACUGGAUAAUAUAAAGGGCUGCUCCUGGC
Mesocricetus auratus (golden hamster) is the source of this 1085-nucleotide messenger RNA. It is a transcript of the gene Capza3, whose product is annotated as capping actin protein of muscle Z-line subunit alpha 3. Bases 171 to 1070 code for a protein of 299 amino acids. The transcript has a single exon. NCBI's taxonomy places the organism in Eukaryota, Metazoa, Chordata, Mammalia, Rodentia, Cricetidae. The record is from RefSeq and is a predicted model, not a curated record. Gene Ontology annotation, molecular function: actin filament binding. Gene Ontology annotation, biological process: actin cytoskeleton organization; barbed-end actin filament capping. Gene Ontology annotation, cellular component: actin cortical patch; F-actin capping protein complex.